AUGACGCGCGAGCGAUUCACCAUCAACCCGUUCCCAGCGCUGGCGCUCUCGCACGAAGAGAAGGCCCAGCUCCUCCAGCUCGGGCGCACGCUCAUCCAAGCCAACUUCGAGCGCGACAUCCCCUUCUUCAAGAGCGGCCGCAAGGUCGACUUCAAGCGCUGGAAGCUGGCCCGAGAGCGCGAGAACAUGAACGUCUACACGGAGCGGCCGGAGUACAGCGGCGCCGACGCGCUAUCAGAUCCGAACUCGUCCAAGCUGCCGGCCAUCCUCUCAGUCGGACGAGUCCCUGGUCAUCUAGACGACAUGAUGUUUGGCGUCGUUAACCCCACGCUGGAAGAGAUGCGCAUCAAGGCCUCGUAUGUUCACGACUUCAGCGGAGCGGCUGUGCUGUCGACCAUCAUUGAGCCCACGGCCGAGGACCCGUUCACGUCGGUCGUCGUCAAAUGGAUGGAGCUCGACAUCCCGCUGCGCAUGACCACCAUCGUGCAAAAUCGCGACUACGUCUACCUCGAGUGCACGGGCUUCGUGUACCUGCCCAACGGCGAGCGCGCCGGCUACCACUUCCUUCACUCGGUGGACUUCCCUCAGAUCAACCACCUCUCCGACCGCGUCCGCGGUGACUUGUCCAUCUGCGGCUUCUUCCGGCAGCUCGCGCCAAACGUCAUCGACGUCUGCAAGACGGGGCUCAUGGACCCCGCAGGCGAUAUGAUCCGCUUCCUGGCGGUGCCCGUCAUGACCGAGGCCUUCAUGUCGCCGCUGCGGUAUGUGUACUGCGGUCAGAUGAGGAAGUUGACGUGGAAGAUGGAGAAGAGUCACGCCGAGGUCAGGCUGCACGGCGCUCCGAGCCCGGGUGCCGCGUGCGCGACGUGCCUCAAGACCCCGUCGGGCUGGAGCUUCGGCAAGGACAAAAACAUCUGCAAGUGCUGCUUCCGCGUCGUAUGCAGCGGCUGCCGCAUCAAGAAGAAGAUCAGCCUCGUGACGGCGGACCUCGAGCUGUCGCAGCGGAAGAUCACGUUCUGUGCCGGGUGCCUCGCCACCGUGUCGUCCUCCAGCGCCGUGGAGGUCGCGUGCGCGCAGAUCAUGGAGAACAACCAGAAGAGCAGAUACGUGGUCGGGUCCAUCGGCAUUAACAGCACGUGCAGCUUCUCGACUUCCUCGAGCUCGGAAGCAAUGUCGAUCCACUCCUCAUUUACGAAUCCGACCCCCAAGCAGCGCACCGCACGCCCGACGCAUUCACGAACCGCGACGACCAUGCUCGCGCCGCCCAUGCCCGUGUUCGUCCAGGCGCCCAAGAAGCAGGACUUCGUGCGGACGCCGUGCACUUGCGGGGCCAAGGACUUCAAACUCAGAUGCAAGCUCAAGCACGCCGUGGAGAGCACAACCGAGGCCAAGCAGGCCGCCAACUACCCCACUGAGUGCCCCGCAGCAGCACUCGAAAACACGCCCAGACGUCGCCGCAGCUUGUGGCGCAGGUUGCUGGGCAAAGGCCCCAAGUGCGUGUGCCCCAAGCGCAGCGCCAGCGUCGUGAACAAGCCAGGACUCGUCGAGAUCCCCGCCGCGUACACAGACUGCGACACCGUGACCGUGGCCGGCAGGCGCGUCCCCUUCACGCUCGACAUGCAGCAGCGCAGGCGAGCGUCUUGGACGCCGCUGGACGCGAUCCACGAGGACGAGUAG
This is a messenger RNA of Phytophthora sojae, 1677 nucleotides long. RefSeq lists its product as hypothetical. NCBI's taxonomy places the organism in Eukaryota, Oomycota, Peronosporomycetes, Peronosporales, Peronosporaceae. The transcript is spliced from 2 exons. The record is from RefSeq and is a predicted model, not a curated record. Bases 1 to 1677 code for a protein of 558 amino acids.